AUGUCGUGGCUCACCUCGCUCGCGAUAGGUUUGGCUGGCCGCAAGCAGAUCGAGCUGGAGGACGUCGACGAGAUGGGUGAGCUCUUCUUGGAUGCGAAGACAAGCGCGGCGGUAAUCGGCACGGAGGGCGGGUUCAAUGCGGAUAAGACGCUGUAA
Laetiporus sulphureus 93-53 is the source of this 156-nucleotide messenger RNA. RefSeq lists its product as uncharacterized. Bases 1 to 156 code for a protein of 51 amino acids. The record is from RefSeq and is a predicted model, not a curated record. Lineage: Eukaryota; Fungi; Basidiomycota; Agaricomycetes; Polyporales; Laetiporaceae. The transcript has 2 exons.